CGUAGUCUCAUCUCUCCCCUCCGCCUUCUCUCGCAAGGAAUCAACUAGAAAAGAUUAUUUUUGCAAGAACCCGCGCGUUCUUGUUCUCCGACCACCGCUCUUUUCUACUGGCGACACGGCGGACGAAACAAAACGAAUUAGGUCGCCGGUCACGUCUCCCUCCCUUAAUGAACACCCAUUAGUCCGAUUCCAAGUUUCGCUUCUCGUGGCCGCCUGUAGAAUAGCUUAGUUUUGGAAACUUUGUCCGUCCGCCGCCGUUCCCAGCUUUUUGUUCACCAGUGGCUGAACAAUAUUCUUCGUCCUCAUUCUCGUCAAUGGCGAGGCGGGAAGAAAAGCACGAUGAAGUGAGCAGCGGCUUGCUCGAUCAGUUCUAUGCGCAGUACAGCACUAGCACUAAUCAUAAUACCCAAAAUCGUACGAGGCAGCAGCAACAGUCGCCGCCCCCGCCACCGCCACAGCCAGCACUUCAACCGCAUGGCACCCCGAGCUCCAUGGCUUUCAAUUGGCAACUUGAAUCGCUUCUUAAGUUGCAAGCCGAAACAGCAGAGGUGACGAGGAUGUGCCAAAUGGCGAUAAAUCAGAAGUCUGUUGAUCAUAAAACCAUGGAAAAUCUGUCAUAUUGUUUGGAAUUCUUAAAUCACCCAAACAGUGAUAAAUCCAUGGAAAAUUUGACAAUGGUCAAGAAUUGGGUUUACUCUGUACUUCAACAGUCAACCCCAAGAAAGCCAGCUUCUCCGUCGUUGAAUUCAGAGCAAUCUUCUUCUUCUAAUAUGCUUCCAGCAGAAGAUGCUCGGCACCCACAUUUCCAGAUGUGCGCGAAUACACCAGACCAACGUAUUAACACAACCUCUCACUCAGGAUCUGUUCCUCCCAAGCGUGGGCGUCCAAGGCGCCUACAAAAGUCAGGGGAAGCAAUACUGCUAAAAAAACCAGAGAAGAAAGCUCAGAAACGCCAAAGAAUGCUGGAUGUCAAAGCGAAACAGGAAACAAAGCGGCAGCAGCAGCCGGUUUUUCCUAAUGAAAAGCCACAAAAAUCUGUGAAUGAGAGAAGUACUGGGACAGCAAAGGUUCAACACCAGAAGCCAGCUCCCCAGAAUGCAGUUGUGCAUAAUCAACAUGUGAAGUCUGCUACACAACCACCUUCUUCCUUUGAUUCAGAGCUAGACAAGUCAGGCAAAGUGGCUCAUCAUGCUUUUGCUGCUACUGUUUCGGGCAGGAAAGUGACAGAACAACCCUUCAGACACUUGGUUAAUUUGGUUCAGCUGAUAUCCCGGGAAGCAUUAAGUGCUGCUGUGGAAGAGAUUUGGUCCAUUGUCAGCUUGAGUGACCUUGCCCCUGGGGAGAUGAGGAUGAAUCAUUGGGGUGACGUAGUUUCUAGUUCCUCAUUUGAUACCAGCAUAUCAACUGCUAGGAUUGAGAUAAAUCCAGCUCUUCAAGAAGAAGUAAGAGGGAUAAAUCAGCGGCUAGUCGAGACUGAGGUGGCUAUUAUUCUAGAUGGUAAUGCAAGGACCAUAAUGAAGUGCUCGUUUAAUGCAGUCUCCAUCUCGCCAAUGCAACCAAUUGAGCCCUUGAAAUUGCUUGUCCCUGCAAACUAUCCUCAUUCCUCUCCUGUAUUCCUGGAAACAAUGCCAGUGGAUAUCAGUGGCGAGGAUGAUCUUUCUGUAAAAGCAAAAUCAAGACUGAACCGGUGCCUGAGAAGUCUGCUUCAUCCAGUGACGUUGGAGGACAUAGUGCAGAGUUGGGAUGUUUGUGCAAGACAAGUCAUUACUGAGUAUGCACUACAGAAUGGUGGUGGGAGCUUCAGCUCGCAGUAUGGGACCUGGGAAACUGUAUGAAGUGAUGCAGCCUACUAAAAUGAAGAAAGCGAAACAGAAACAGGAAAAGAAGGCUUUCGUACAGAGUAAAUACACAUUGGAAUUUUGAUAAUGCAGCUGCGAAAUAGGGGAUUUUGGGGUCUUUUUCUUUUAUCAAUAGAUAGCGCACACUGUACAUACACAGUUACUCUAUCAGCGACAAGAAACGACAAAUCGUAACCACCCGAACUCGAGUUUUUUUCAUCUAUACAGACUUCGAGUAAUCCCAAGAUUAAAUCAGCCUGAACAAUAGAAAAUGAAUUAAAAUGCGAUAA
Messenger RNA from Linum trigynum, 2128 nucleotides. NCBI's taxonomy places the organism in Eukaryota, Viridiplantae, Streptophyta, Magnoliopsida, Malpighiales, Linaceae. The record is from the annotation of a GenBank genome assembly.